Molecule: messenger RNA, 2243 nt
Organism: Cuscuta europaea
Lineage: Eukaryota; Viridiplantae; Streptophyta; Magnoliopsida; Solanales; Convolvulaceae
Source: the annotation of a GenBank genome assembly
GGAAAGUUGAUUUAAAAAGAUAACUUCAGUCUUGAGUAGACUACUGCUAGAGUUUGAACCUCAUCAAAACACCUUGUUUUCCUCUGGCGAUUGUUUUUCCUGUAACGGCGAUGGAGCGUCAGUGGGGACUGAGAAGCCCAUACCUUCAGAGGACGAUUCCUCAAUCGCCGCAAAACCCCUCACUUCACCGGAACAUCAUGCCGGAGGUUUACCCAAACCCCGACAUUCUCGGCAUCGAAUCACAGCUCUCCAAUCUGCGCCUCUCGUCGCCGGAUUACCGCCUUCCUCCUCGCCACCAUCACCCUUCGAGGAUCCCGCCGGGUACUAUGGCGGAUGGAGGUGAGCUGGCUUUCGGGUUGCGAUCGGACCCUGUUAUCCGGUACGGGAACGACCCUGUAAUGAGUUUGGGCGCGCAAAACGGCAAUGCCGACGUGGAGGGUUUGAUGAUGAUGAUGAGGAGGAGGAGGCUGGCCCACAGCCAGGAUGUUGGAACCCACUUUUCCCUGGACCUCGGUGGGGCCCUCCAUGAUAUCAGUGUGGGCCCGACCAGACCCUGGACGCCGACUGUAGCUUGUAAUGGCGGCCAGACGCUCAGAAACUCUACGUCUACCUCCGCCGCCGCCAGUACCUCCUCGGUCCAGCCGUGGAUGUGGUUUGGCGGCGGUGGUGGAAGGGAGCAUUUUAGUUCGAGAACUAGUCAAAAGUUUCACGAUGACCAUGACCCUUUCUUGCUUCCUAAGAAACCAUUUAUCCCCUUCCAUAACCACCUGCAUCGUGCCAACCAAAGCUAUGACCACCCCGCGGGGGUCUCGAACCCCCGAAUUUGGGGCGUUUCGAACGGUGUUAAGCCCUAUCUGAACAAGAAGGAAGGAAUGAAUCAGGGAGGCCAGCACUUUGUUUUGCUGAAUCUCGAGGAGCUGAGAGGAAAUGUAGUUUCAUUAGCAAAGGAUCAAAGUGGAUGCAGAAUAUUGCAGGACAAUCUCAUUCUGUUGGGUGAGGAAGGAAUAGAGAUUGUGCUUUCUGAGAUUAUAGAACACGUGGGUGAUCUGAUGAAGAAUCAAUCUGGGAGUUACCUUAUCCAGAAGCUUUUCUCAGUAUGCAGUGAAGGGAAAAGAACAAAUAUCAUUCUUGCUUUAUUUAAGAAACCGUCUCAGCUCAUCCCCAUAUGCACCAACCCUUUUGGGGCUAGAGCAAUGCAGAAAUUGUUGGAAGAGCUGAGUUGCCCGCAGCAGCGAUCCUUAGUCAUGGAUGCCUUAUGCCCUUGGGCGGUUACAUUGUCUUGUGACCUCAAUGGCCACCUUGUCAUUCUUUACUGCUUGAAAAAAUUCUCCUUUGAAUACACCAAGAAACUUAUCAACGAAUUAGCAAAGAACUGCUUUGGAAUCGCAACCAAUAGAAGCGGAUGUUGUGUGUUGCAGUCAUGUAUAGAGAAUGCACACGGAGAAGCAAGGGAGUGUUUGGUGAAUGAAAUCAUAGCAUAUGCAGAUCAGCUAUCAGAAAAUCCAUACGGCAACUAUGUUGUGCAACAUCUGCUUGGACAAAACAUUCCGGGAGUAGAAGAAAAUCUACUUGCACGUCUUCAAGGGAAGUUUGCAUCUCUAGCAUGCAACAAAUAUGCUAGUAAUGUUGUUGAAAAAUUCUUUCUUAAAUCAGGCGAGCAGUCAACUAGAAUUAUUACAGAGUUGAUCUCGAGCCCAAAUCUUCCAUUGCUUCUUAUUGAUCCUUUCGGGAACUAUGUCAUUCAAAAGGCACUGAAAGUAGCUAAGGGAGAAGCCGCAAAUGCACUCGUUAAACUGAUCAUGAUUAAUGCACAAUCCAUGCAAAGUAAUAUGUAUGGAAAAAUGAUUCUUGCUUGUUUGAGUAGGGGGGGUAGAGAUGUAUAUAAUGCAGCCAGGCCCAGAGGUUCUAAUUAGUACAUAUGGCUUUCACUCACAUUUCAUGUUCUGUUGUUGUGUCUUGAUUGAAUUUUAGAACAUUAUUAUAAUUAGAAGGGAUUGAGAGGAUUCAUUCUUGGUGAAGAUGAUCGAAAGGUCUGACGCCGCAGAAGCAUCACGGAUCAGAAUGUACUUUUGGAUUGUGUUGUUUUUUUGCUGGAAGGCUAUUUUACAAUAGGGGAUGUUAUAGUUUCUUUUGUUGUUGGUUCAAUAAAUGUUUGAUUUUGUGUUCGUAUUCUGUGUAAAAUCAUAGUCCCUUGACCAGAUUUCAUCAUUUCAUCAAUCUCAUGGUGUGGCCGUUUGUAUGAA